GGGGAGGGGUGAGGGGGUAAGGGAGGGGAGGGGUGAGGGGGUAGGGUAGGGUAGGGUAGGGGAGGAGUGAAGGAGGGGUGGUUGACUGCUGCUGCUAGUUUCCAGUGCGUACGCACGAAUCGGCUGUCGAGCUUCGGACGCACCCAUACCAACCAUGGCGGAUGAGGAGGUUUCUGCGGUCGUGUGCGACAAUGGCUCCGGCAUGGUCAAGGCUGGAUUUGCGGGCGAUGAUGCCCCUCGGGGUGUGUUCCCGAGCAUCGUUGGCCAGAUUAAAGAUACGAAAGAACAAAUGGUGAUGGUUGGUAUGGGGCUGAAGAACACGUUUGUGGGGAACGAAGCUCAGUCGAAGCGUGGUAUUCUUCGCAUCGACUAUCCGAUUAAGCACGGCAUUGUGAGCGACUGGGAUCAAAUGGAGAAGAUUUGGCACCAUACUUUCUACAACGAGCUGCGAGUCCAGCCGGAAGAACACCCAGUGCUCUUGACGGAGGCACCGCUUAAUCCAAAAGCCAAUCGCGAGAAGAUGACGCAGAUCAUGUUCGAGACCUUCAACGUUCCAGCUGCGUACGUGGCGAUCCAGGCGGUUUUGUCUCUUUACUCGAGUGGUCGUACCACUGGUAUCGUCCUCGACUCUGGUGACGGUGUCACGCACACGGCACCCAUCUUCGAGGGCUUUGCUCUGCCUCAUGCCAUCCUUCGCCUCGACCUCGCCGGCAGUGACUUGACGGACUACAUGAGGCAUAUCCUCACGGAGAGGGGGCAUUCCUUCAACACGAGCAGCGAGCGGGAAAUGGUCCGUGACAUCAAGGAGAAGCUUGCAUACGUCGCCAUGGAUUUCGAGCACGAGCUAUCCUUAGCUGCAAGCGGACCCGCCCUCGAGAAGACGUACGAGCUUCCCGAUGGUAAUAUCGUCACCAUCGGAAGCGAAAGGUUCAGAUGCCCAGAAGUCCUCUUCAAUCCUGGUCUGAUUGGGAUGGAAUCGGCGGGCAUCCACGAAACCACCUACACCUCCAUCAUGAAGUGCGAUGUGGACGUGAGGAAGGACCUGUACGGAAACGUUGUCCUGAGUGGGGGAUCGACAAUGUUCCCUGGCCUGCCAGACAGGAUGAAAAAGGAGAUAGCGUCAUUGGCUCCGACUGCCGUUAAGGUCAAGGUGGUGGCCCCUCCGGAGCGCAAGUAUAGUGUCUGGAUCGGCGGAUCCAUUCUGGCAUCGCUUAGCACAUUUCAGCAAAUGUGGAUCGCAAAGGCGGAGUACGAUGAGGCCGGCCCAUCAAUUGUUCACAGAAAGUGCUUCUGAAUUCUCCACAGUCAUUGGGAAAUCCUUGCGCUUCUGCAAUUUUUCAAGUGUUCAAGUCAUCACCUGAUGCCCUACUGUUCAUCCUUCAGUUUGUGUUGUUCUCAAAAUCUUCGUCUUAUCCUCUCUCUCUCUCUCUCUCUCUCUCUCUCUCUCUCUCUCUCUCUCUCUCUCUCUCUCACCUGAUUCUCUACGGUUCAUGCUUCACUUUGUGUUGUUCUCAAAAUCUUCGUCUUAUCCUCUUCUCUCUCUCUCUCUGUCUCUCUCUGUGUCUCUCUUCUCCUUUUCCUCCUCCUCCUCUCUCUCCCUCCCAUCUUCUCCUUAUCCUCCUUUCUCUCGUCCUGCAAGUCUGCCUUGUGAGUCUGUUCUGGACUAGCACUGACAUUCAGAUCGGGAGUGGAUGAAGAAAGGGGCUCAGCAGAAGAACUCUCUCUCUCUCUCUCUCUCUCUCUCUCUCUCUCUCUCUCUCUCUCUCUCUCUCUCUCUCUCUCUCUCUCUUGCCAUUGUUUUUUCAUUAUGAGGAUCUCAUCUUUUGUUUUCAGCAAUGUGCAUAGCUCAUUGAUUGAUCGCAGACCUGAGAAGCGCAGGCCUUGCAUGUGUGUCGGCGAAAGAGCGCGCGCUAAGUUUGAUUGGUGCUGAUGCGAUGCCCGCGUAUGGGACUGAUCUCGCUGGAUACGAAGCCAUUCUUAGUAUUUCUUACUUACCCCUUUGUCUUUAGUUCGGCUGGCCAUUUUGGCUUUUACUGUUACUCUGUCCUUUUUUUUUUUUUUUUUUUUUUUUUUUUUUUUUUUUUUUUUUUUUUUUUUUUUUUUUUUUUUUUUUUUUUUUUUUUUUUUUUUUUUACUGUUACUCUGUCGAUUGUGUAACUUGCCAAGUUGUUUCUUUUUUACUUUUACUUUUCACAUAGGAUAAUGAGCGGGGAAAUUCCAGGAUCCAGGAGAACCCGCAGUUGCUAUAUUACGCAUAUGCCCUCCACAUUCUUAAUUUCAUUUCAGAGGGUUUGCUAUACACCAAUUAUUUUGUCUAGGCUUUUGGAUGGUCGUCGGUCGACAAAUUUCAUAAUGGUUUUUAGUACUUUUUACCAACAACCAAUUUGAAAUUUCGCGAAUGUCCUCCGAUUUUACAAUGUGGGACAGGGGUUGCUGCGCUGUUACCCAUGUGUGAGUGAUAGAGUGCAUUUCUGUCCUCCGAUUUUAUGCGAUUUUACGA
This is a messenger RNA of Chara braunii, 2500 nucleotides long. The record is from the annotation of a GenBank genome assembly. NCBI's taxonomy places the organism in Eukaryota, Viridiplantae, Streptophyta, Charophyceae, Charales, Characeae.